Messenger RNA from Cuscuta europaea, 5408 nucleotides. NCBI's taxonomy places the organism in Eukaryota, Viridiplantae, Streptophyta, Magnoliopsida, Solanales, Convolvulaceae. The record is from the annotation of a GenBank genome assembly.
GCCCACCAUUACUUAUUUUUUCUUUCAAAAUAAUUUAAUUUAUGAUUUUUUCAAUUUCUUCGGGGUUUUUUAAUUGAUCAGAGCUUGCUUGCUUUAGCAAGGAGUAGUAGUAUGUGCGCUGAAAGCGUUUUGGCAUGACCAACGCCCAACGGUCUCUAGUCUCGGCGGACACAGGCCUCUCCUUAUGCAACUCGACUCAAAACCCUAUUGGGAUUUUGAGCUAAAUAAUACUUUCUCCACUCCUAAAAAGGGUUUCGUUUUCUUCCCUAGCAGUCUAGGGUUUCGGCCGUGAUACUUUUUAUCGAAAUUUGUGAUUUGACUUCGUAAUUCUUUGUGAUCGCAUGCAUGGCGACUGAGAUGGAAGAGAGGUGUGCCCGCUUAAACUUGGAAGAUGAAGACUCGGAUGGUGUGGAGUUUGAUGACACUGUUAUGGAAGGGGUCAAGGCGCAGAUUACACACUGCCUGGUUGGGCGGAUUCUCACAGAUAAGGUGGUUAAAUUCCCUUUCUUUAGGGAUACAAUUGCGGACAUCUGGAGACCUGGGCGAGGGGUGCACAUUCGGGAGUUAGGGGAAAGAAGAUAUCUAUUCCAGUUUUUCCACCCAGUUGACGUAGAACGAGUAUUGUCAGAUGGACCCUGGUCUUAUGAGAACAAUCUCGUUAUUCUGCAUAAGCUAGAAGAAGCGGAGGACCCGACCUUCAUUCCAUUGAGGCACGAAAUUUUCUGGAUCCAGGCUUAUAAAAUCCCUAUGCGUUACUUUACUGAAAAAAUGGCCCAAAUUAUUGGAAAUCAGGUGGGAGACUUUGUUCAUGCUGAUCCAAACAAUUUUAGAGGGGGCUUGAAGACUUUUAUGAGGAUCAGGGUGAAACUUGACGUCUCCAAGCCGUUGAUGACCAGUGUGAAGUUGAAGAAGGGGGCAGAAUCAUUUGUGGUGGAGUUAAAAUAUGAGUGGUUGCUUCAUUUUUGUUUCAUUUGUGGACUUAUGGGUCACGUCGAAAAAUAUUGCCCCCGUCGUUUCGACGGUCCAGUUUGGAGCAUGGUUGAGGGCUGGGGGAAGGAGAGGCAGCAUGAGUCAAACGAGCAGGUGGUUAGUAGAUGGUGAAGGGAAUUUUUUAAGCCCGGCAGGAGUGGAGUCUAAAAGGGAUAGAGCUACGGAGGAUCUUUUUCCAGACACGGUGGAUGUGGGGGAAGGGGUGGAUGCUACUGGAGGCUCUUUUAAUAGGGCAAAGGUUGGCAGUAACUCUAACCUGGUGUUAUGGCAGGAGCAGAAUUCUGGUGGAGAGGUCCUAUGUCCGAGCAGUGGAGUGGCAAAGAAACGAAAGGCAGUAGGUAUGAAAGAGACGGAGGAUUUUUUACUUUCAAAAAACGGAGUAACUGCGGGUUCUGGAUUCCAGGCCCGCCGAGAAUCAUGAGUUGCUUGAGUUGGAACUGUCGUGGGCUAGGCAACCCUGCGACAAUUCAAGCUUUGGUGGACUUGAUCCACCUGAAGAGGCCGUGGUUGGUUUUUUUAAUGGAGACUUUUUCGAAUUCUCAGCGAAUUCAUGAGGUGAUGAGGAAAGUAGGUUUGAAAUAUUGUUUUGUCGUGGACAGUGAGGGGCAUAGAGGUGGCUUAGCGCUUCUUUGGGGGGAUGGGGUUCACGUGGAUAUUCAAAACUCCUCGCCCCAUUUUAUUGAUGCUUGCGUACGGUUGGAGGUGGAAGAUCCUUUAUGGGGGUUCACUGGUUUUUACGGGUGUCCAGAACGUGGAAAAAGAAGAGAGUUCUGGAAUAUUUUAAAAUCUUUGAGCUUGGAGAUGAGCAUUCCAUGGAUUGUUAUGGAUGAUUUCAACGAUCUUAUGGUGGCUUCUGAUAAGCGCGGCAGUGUCCCACAUGGCCACAUCCUCCCUGGCUUCUGAGGGGUUUUCGGGAAACUAUUUGGACGAGUGGAUUGCAGAACUUCCCUUUUCAGGGUUAUCAAUAUACUUGGGAGCGGUGGCGGGGUACUCAAUUUUGACGGGGUACUCAAUUUUGAGUGGAGGGAAAGUUAGAUAGGAUCCUUCCCGUAAGUUUCACCGUAGGAGUAAAUUCAGAUUCGAAAAUUGUUGGCUUCGAGAUGAGGAUUGCAGGUCACUAGUAGCAAGGAGCUGGAAUCUGGGGGCUGACAAAGGCAUUAUUGGUCAAAUUGAAUUUUGUGGGAAAUCAGUAUGGGAGUGGGGCAAAAAAAGAAACGGAUCAUUUGGCAGGAGAAUAAGUUUAUGUCGUAAGCGUUUGGAGUUCCUAAGCUAAGAAGACAUUCGGAUGAGUGGAGUCUGACAGCUUUUCAACGGGUAAAGGGAGAGUAUAUAGAACUUUUGGAGCAGGAAAGUAUUUUUUGGCGCCAGCGGGCUAAAGAGUUUUGGUUCAAGGGAGGUGACCUUAAUACUAGAUUUUUUCACAAUUCGGUGAGGCACCGCAGAAGAAAAAAUAGAGUGGAAGGACUGAGGUUGGAAGGGGGCAACUGGGAGAGAGACAUGACCGAACUUGGCCGGAUAAUCAAUGAUUAUUUUAAUAAUAUCUUCUCUUCUGUGCACAGUAAUGAGAAUUUUUUAUUUCAUUGUGUCCCUAGAAAAUUGGAUGAGUUUCAUAAUGUGGAGCUUCUACGGCCUAUUCGAGGAGAGGAGGUUAAAGCGGCUAUUUUUUCCAUGUAUCCUGAUAAAGCGCCUGGUCCGGAUGGGAUGAGUCCGAGAUUUUUUCAACACUUUUGGGAUGUGGUGGGGCCUGAUUUUAUCAAAUUUUGUGCAGAUGCUUUCCAAUCAGGUAAACUUCCCAAUUCUAUUAAUCAUACCAAUAUUGUCUUGAUUCCCAAAAAGGAUAGCCCGGAGUCUCUUGGUGACUGGAGACCUAUUACCCUUUGUAAUGUGACAUAUAAGAUUUUUUCUAAAGUUUUAGUUAACAGAAUGAAAGAUGUGCUUUAUUUGUUCAUUUCUGAGACCCAAAGUGCAUUUAUUCCCGGUAGGUCUAUCAUUGAUAAUAUCAUGUUAGCUUUCGAGUCGCAACAUUAUUUGAAGCGUAAGACGCGGGGUAAAAUGGGGUUUGUGAGUCUAAAAUUAGACAUGAGCAAAGCCUAUGACAGGGUGGAAUGGACUUUCUUGGAGGGUAUGAUGAGGCAUUUGGGGUUUGCUGAAAUGUGGAUUAAUCUGAUCAUGGAAUGUGUCACAUCGGUGACUUAUUCUAUCCCUUUUGAUGAGUCGGAGUUAGGGCCCAUUUUUCCUACUCGAGGGUUGAGACAGGGUGAUCCUUUAUCACCUUAUCUUUUUCUCAUAGUGGCGGAAGGUUUGAGUGCUUUAUUGAGGCAUAGUGAGGAAACAGGGCGCUUACAUGGUGUGGCCGUUGCCCGUGGUGCCCCCCAGAUUUCCCAUUUGUUAUUCGCAGAUGAUAGUUUGCUUUUCUUUAAAGCAACUCACGGGGAAGCUUCUUUAGUGAAGGAAAUUUUACAUGACUAUGAGAUGGCCUCGGGGCAGAUGAUCAAUCUUAAUAAAUCAAGAAUUUUCUUUAGCCCCAAUGUUCCAAAUGAGCAUCAAGUUGGUCUCAUUGAGAUGUUGGGAGUGGGGCUGGCUGGUGAGGAGGAAAGGUACUUGGGGUUGCCUGCAAUGGUAGGGAGAAGUAAGCGGAAGAUUUUAGAUUAUUUGAGACAAAGGAUAGUUAACCGCAUUCAAAGCUGGAAUAAUCAGUUCUUGUCCAGAGCAGGUCGAGAAGUUCUUCUUAAAUCUGUGGUCCAAGCAAUGCCGAAUUAUGCAAUGAAUGUUUUUCUUUUUCCGAAGGAUUUAUGUCGGGAAAUGGAAGUUCUUAUGAAUGCCUUUUGGUGGAUGGGGCAAUCUGGGAAGGGAAUCAAGUGGCGAAGUUGGGAUUUCUCGUGUAAGCCUAAGAAGUUGGGAGGCAUGGGAUUUAAGAAGAUUAGAGAUUUUAAUUUAUCUAUGCUAGCCAAACAAGCUUGGAGACUUUUUACGGAACCCGAGACCUUAGUGGCGCGGGUUUUUAAAACCCGAUACUAUCCUAAGGGUACUUUCUUGACUGCUAAAAUUGGGCAUAACCCAUCUUUUAUCUGGUAUAGCAUCUUUCAGACACAAGGAAUUAUAAAGGAUAGCUAUUACUGGCGUGUAGGUAACGGGGAAUCUAUAAAUGUGUGGUCUGAGCCGUGGUUACCGGAUGGGAUUAAUCCUAAGGUUUAAACCGCCCCUGUAGUGGGUCUUCAUAAUAGUAGGGUGGUGAAUCUUUUCUGCACACAAGAGAAGAGUUGGGAUUCAGACCUUAUAUGUGAUAUUUUUGAACCAAGGGAUGCUAGGCUUAUUCAAAGCAUUCCUCUCAGUUUUAGAUCGGUUCCAGACAAGGUUUGUUGGCGGUGGGAGACGAGCGGGCGUUUCUCUAUUCGCAAUUGUUACCGAAAGUUGGUCGGGGAGUUCGAACGAGCGGGAUGGAUUGACUGGACUUCUAUGUGGAAUUGGAAGUUACCCCCCAAAAUAAAUAAAAAAUUCUGGCAGGUUUGUUGUGGUCUUCUCCCGACCAGAUUGAAUCUUCGUUAUAGGAAGGUGGAUUGUGUGGUGGCGUGUGAACUCUGUGAUAAUGAGGAGGAGUCGUUGUUCCCUUUUAUUCGUUGAUUGACCGGUCGCUAAGGAGGCUUGGAAGGGGGUGAAUUGGGUUUGGUCUCAAAAUAGCGCCAGGGAAUUUUGGUUGCAGCUGCAGGUUGAGUUUAAAUCAAGGCAGACGGAUGACUUGAGGAAACUCAUUUGGGGUUGUUGGGGUCUGUGGGCCAAGAGAAAUGUCAGGGUGUGGAAAGGGGUUCGAGUAGAACCAAGGCUUAUUCUAUUGAAAACUAGAACUUAUUUUGUAGGUUGGGAACAAGCUCAACAAACUGCUAUAGCUCUAGCCAAUCAAGGGAGUACAUGCACUUCACUUUGGAGAAGACCGUUGCAGGGACGAGUCAAGCUUAAUGUGGAUGCAGCAGUGCGGGACUAUCAUUGUGGCCUGGGUUGGAUUCUUCGGAACGAGGAAGGAGUGUUUGUCGCGGGAGCUGCGAAGUCAUGGCGGGGGAAAUUAUCCCCAUUGGAGGCUGAACUGGUGGGCAUUAGGGAAGCACUAAGCUGGGUCAAGGAACAAGGAUGGGAGCGGGUGGAUGUGGAAUUGGAUGCUGCUCGAGCCAUUGCUGAGAUUAAAAAUGGCUCCUGUAUUUCUUCAGCAGGAGUGAUAGCAGAAGAUGUGAGAGAUUUAUGCUCAAGGAUGAUGGAUAUUUCCUUUUGUUUUAUUAGACGAUCUGCGAACAGGGCGGCUCAUGGCUUUGCUCAAGUCGCCUGUUCUAUGUCUGGUUGUCGGAUUUGGAUAGGAGAUCCUCCUAAUUUCAUUACUCAUGUACUGAACAGUGAUUUGAUUACUAUUAAUUAAGUUUGUUUCUUUCAAA